CUUACGCAGUUGUUCGCCAGUGUUCAUUAGACCAAAGUCACUGCGGUACCUGAGCGGGCGCGCUGAUUCAAAUGACCGUAGGAAAAGUGUUUCUGUUGUAUUUUAUCCUCCACAUAGCAGCAGCUAAUGAUGUGAAAAGGUUCUACAAAGUUUCGAUGGUGGCGUCGUUAGAUAAUCCAGGGCACCCUGCGGUGUUUUUGCACGGCGAGAGCGCCGUGUGGGAUACCGAACAACAGUGCCUCUAUUUCGUAGACGUGGUUCAACAGAACGUCCAUAAACUCGAAUACAGCACCGGCAAGAUUCUAACCAAACAUAUCGCGUAUGGCGAGCCAAAUUUGGUGACAACAGUGGCAAAUUCAAAGAGGUUAAUCGUUUCGGUGCGGACGUCGCUUUACCUCUUGGACUUUAAUAGCAAAGGGGACUCAGCGCUGCGUCUUCUCACCACAGUAGAGAACGGCCAACCGGAUAACGUUAUAAAUGAAGGCAAAGCAGAUGUCGACGGGCGUUUCUUUUUUGGUACUAAAGGUCCACAAAACGCAGACGAUGUCCAACCAGAUCGGGCGGCCUUGUACAGUGUAACGCAGGACAGCCUAGACAACCCUCGUAUCAUCAUAAAGCCGGUUUCCAUUUCUAAUGGUCUUGUGUGGGCUCUCAACAACACGGUGUUUUAUUACAUCGACUCGUCAACGCAAAGGAUUGUGGCGUACGACUAUGAUACGCAAAAGGGGGAUAUUAGUGGGAGAAGGAUUAUAAUUGAGGUUGCGGCGUACGGAUAUGACGAAUCAAUCCCAGAUGGGAUGACCAUAGACAGUAAUGGCAACCUAUGGGUCGCGCUUAUGUUUGGAGGCACAGUACUGCACAUUAAUCCAGACGCCAGACACGUAAUCUUCGGGUACAAGUUACCAGUUUCUCGGACCACAUCGAUGGCGUGGGGUGGGCCAAACAUGGACGAGCUGUUCGUGACCACGUCCCGACUGCGCGUGGACCAGAAUGCGGAACCGCUCGCCGGGGCCAUAUUCACCAUUCGCGACACCGGACAUCACGGCAUGCCUCACAACUCUUUUAGAAUGGACAACGCCGACAGUUACUAA
This is a messenger RNA of Hyposmocoma kahamanoa, 1091 nucleotides long. Its product is annotated as regucalcin-like. Gene Ontology annotation, molecular function: gluconolactonase activity; calcium ion binding. The record is from RefSeq and is a predicted model, not a curated record. The transcript has 6 exons. Lineage: Eukaryota; Metazoa; Arthropoda; Insecta; Lepidoptera; Cosmopterigidae. Gene Ontology annotation, biological process: L-ascorbic acid biosynthetic process. Bases 72 to 1091 code for a protein of 339 amino acids.